Funneliformis mosseae is the source of this 137-nucleotide messenger RNA. The record is from the annotation of a GenBank genome assembly. Lineage: Eukaryota; Fungi; Glomeromycota; Glomeromycetes; Glomerales; Glomeraceae.
AGCAACAACCAAAGAAAAAACAAAACACCUUACAAACUGUUGAACCUGAAAGCAGUAUGUCCACCAACAACAACAACGAAACUCCACUUAUAGAUGUUGACCCUUCUCUGCUCGAUAAAGAAAAGGGCAAAGAAUGA